Messenger RNA from Gordionus sp. m RMFG-2023, 1284 nucleotides. RefSeq lists its product as uncharacterized. The coding region runs from base 304 to 1284 and encodes 326 amino acids. Lineage: Eukaryota; Metazoa; Nematomorpha; Gordioida; Chordodea; Parachordodidae. The transcript is spliced from 4 exons. The record is from RefSeq and is a predicted model, not a curated record.
UGGAAAUUGUGAAAUAGAUACUAUUGCAGGUAAAAAAUAUAUUUUUUUAAGCCAAAUAUUUAUUUAUGGUAUUAGUCCCUCCUAUGAUCGAAUCAAGCCCUACUGGAAAUUAUGAGAUAGAUACAACUCUUGCAGGUAAAAAAUAUUAUUUAUUAUUAUUACAUACCUUUUGAAGUAAAUGUUAGAUAUUCGUCAUUCUUCACUUUAAAAGAAUGGCUAAAUAAAUACGAAAUUUCUAAUGCGACAAAUUAUUCAAUACACCAUUCUAAAAAAUCGAAGGACCCAAUACUUAAGUCUACAAUAAUGUACGAACGACUUUAUUACCAAUGUUAUGAGGGCAAGAUCAGACCAUCCAAAUCAAAAGGAAAAAGACAAAGAUUGUCUGUCAAGAAAAAUUGUUUAUCCAGAAUUUCUUUUGCCAAAGAUGGACCAUAUCUAAAAUGUAUCAGUAUACAUGAUAUACAUAAUCAUGAUAGAGAUCUAUCUUUGUUCAUGGCAUCUUGCCGGCAAAGACAAUUGGAUGGUGAUCAAAAGUCAAUAAUUCACCAAGCUCUUAAAUAUGAUGGAAAUCUUACAUUGAUACAUCAAGAAAUGAAAAGAAAGAAUUUAAAUAUAACCAAAAGGGAUUUAUAUAAUCUAAAACAUCAAUAUAUGAAAAAUCCAUGUAGUGUUAAUGAUCUGGAAGAUCUGAUUAAAACUAUAAAAUUAGACAUAACCAAUAUUGUGGAAUUAUUUGAAGAAAAUGGCAUAUUUAAAGCCUUAUAUUAUCAAACUAAAAAAAUGCAAGAUCAUUAUUUGCGAUAUCCAGAGGUGGUGUUAAUUGAUGCAACAUAUAAUUUAAAUUCCUACCACUUGCCAGUUUUCACUUUGGGUGUAAUAGAUGGUGAAGAGAAUACCAGAAUAGUUGCAAUCUGGUUAGUUUUAUCAGAGAGCUCCACCACAGUUAAAAAUAUGUGCCAGAUUUUUAAAAAUUAUAAUAAUGUUUUCCUAAAAACUCUUACAAUUAUAUCUGAUAAAAAUUUUACAGAAAGAGCAAUCUAUCAAGAUGAAUUUCCCAAUGCUAAAUUGGAAAUUUUUUUAAAUAAAGAAAUAGAUAAUGAAAUCGAUCUUUCUAUAAUGCAGGAUAUCACGAAUCAAGAAAAUCUACAAUUAUCCAAAGAGAAUCUAGAACUACCCAAAGAAAAUCUACAAUUAUCCAAAAAGAAUAUAGAACUACCCAUACAGGAUCAAUUACAAUUACCUAAAACCUUGUCAUUUCACAAAUUGCAUUCAAAAUUAUUAUAA